Messenger RNA from Spinacia oleracea (spinach), 2153 nucleotides. RefSeq names its product berberine bridge enzyme-like D-1. NCBI's taxonomy places the organism in Eukaryota, Viridiplantae, Streptophyta, Magnoliopsida, Caryophyllales, Amaranthaceae. Gene Ontology annotation, molecular function: FAD binding; oxidoreductase activity. The record is from RefSeq and is a predicted model, not a curated record. Bases 89 to 1711 code for a protein of 540 amino acids. The transcript has a single exon.
UCUUGUAACUUGUAAGCUCCUUCACAAAUUAUAUAUAGUUGUUCAUUAAAUUGAAAUCACUAAUAAAAUUUCAUUAACACAAAUUAAGAUGGCUAAUUUCUUUUACCGAAUUAAUCUCAUAUUUAUGCUCUUAGCUCCCUUAUGUAUUGUUUCCUUGUCACAACCAUCACAUUUGAUCACUUCUUGUUUAACUCAUAACCAUGUCACCAAUUUCACCCUUCACCCUACUUCACAAAAUCAUCUCAACACAUCAUCUUACUACAAUCUCCUCCUCUUUUCCCUCCAAAAUCUUCGGUUUUCGACCCUCGAAAACCCGAAGCCUAAUGUAAUCAUACUACCGGAGAGCAAAGAACAGCUUGUAAGCAGUUUUCUUUGCGCUAAGAAAUCGGCUUACGAGGUUAGGGUUAGGAGUGGUGGGCAUAGCUAUGAAGGAGUUUCAUCAGUUUCUAGGGAUGGGAAACCAUUUGUGAUCAUUGACAUGAUUAAUUUGGAUAAAGUGGUGGUGGAUUUACGGUUAAAAACUGCAUGGGUUGAGGGUGGCGCAACCGUAGGUCAGGUGUACUACACCAUAGCAAAGCAAUCUAAGGGGGUGUAUGGGUUCUCUGGUGGGUCAUGCUCCACAAUUGGAGUUGGUGGCCACUUUCUAGGGGGUGGUUUUGGGUUUUUGUCUAGGAAAUAUGGGCUGGCUGCAGAUAAUGUGAUGGAUGUUUUACUCGUGGGCCCAACGGGCCAAGUGUUGGACCGGGCUUCCAUGGGGGAGGAUGUUUUUUGGGCUGUUCGCGGUGUUGGUGGGGGUAGUUUUGGAAUUGUCUAUGCUUGGAAGAUUAAGUUGUUGAAGGUGCCUCCUAAGGUGACUGCCUUUCAAGUCUCAAGAAAUGGUCAUGUUGAUAGCAUUUCUCAAUUGGUGCACAACUGGCAAGAAGUUGGGCCUUACCUACAUGAUGAUUUUUACCUUUCAAUAUCUAUUGGAGCUAAUAACGGCGAAAAUGGUACUAAUGUUGUUACGACAUUUAGUGGACAAUAUCUCGGGGACAAACUCAAGGCAAUUUCUAUAUUGAACAAUGUUUUUCCCGAGUUGAGGAUAAGGGAGGAUGAGUGCCAGGAUAUGAGCUGGAUAGAGUCGGUUUUGUACUUCUCUGGGCUAGGUGAAGGAACCACGAUAAAUGAUCUAAAAAAUCGAUAUCUACAAAGUAAAAACUAUUACAAAGCAAAGUCCGAUUAUGUAACUACGCCCAUUCCAAUCAAAGGCAUACGAGGUGCCAUGGAGAUACUCGCAAAGGAGCAUAAGGGUAAUAUCAUAUUGGACCCUUACGGAGGAAAGAUGGCUCGUAUAGCCAACGACUCCAUAGCCUUUCCUCACCGAAAAGGAAACCUUUUUAGCAUCCAAUACUUGUUGUCGUGGGAAAAUGAGGAUGUUUCGAACAACGAUAGAUACAUAGGUUGGAUAAGGGGAUUUUACGAGUACAUGGCGCCCUUUGUUUCGUCUAAUCCGAGGGCGGCUUACGUUAACUACUUAGAUUUCGACCUUGGAGAAGAGUUGGACUACAAUGUUGUUGAUUCAAUGAAUGGUAGAGUUUGGGGGGAGAAGUAUUUUCUUAACAACUAUGAGAGAUUAGUCAAGGCCAAGACAAUCUUUGAUCCUUGCAACUUUUUUCGUUAUCCGCAAGGAAUUCCACCAAUGUCUAUCAAUAAGAAAUGUCACAAUCCUUGAGACCUCAACUUGAAAAUUUCGAGUCUGAAUUUCAUGUCCCAUAAUCUGUGUAUCACUUUCUCUUAUUUGUUGAUAUCCAAUUAUGUAAUUAUAGAAAUGAAAAUAAAAGUGGUUGACUAACUACAAAUAUCAACCAAUAAAAAGGAAUGGUACAUUAGUGGUACACAAAUUGUGGGAUAGAAGAUUAUAACUCGAAAAGGAGUACUAAUAUACGAAGUACUUGUACAAUGUAAUACAUUAACAACUAAUUAGAAAAUAAAGGGUAUUAUGUAGACAAACGAAGUUAACAUAUGUUAUACUAGUACUUAUGCACGCGAUAUGUACCAGACAUUUUACGUAAAUGAUGUAAUUUCACACUAUUAGUAUUAUGUAAUGAAUUAACUAUGAGAGUUGUGACGUGUGGUAAUAGUAAUGAACUUGUAUAAUACGGAGUACUCCUUAU